Messenger RNA from Onychostoma macrolepis, 5320 nucleotides. RefSeq names its product tripartite motif-containing protein 16-like. The coding region runs from base 257 to 1942 and encodes 561 amino acids. Lineage: Eukaryota; Metazoa; Chordata; Actinopteri; Cypriniformes; Cyprinidae. The transcript has 6 exons. The record is from RefSeq and is a predicted model, not a curated record. Gene Ontology annotation, molecular function: protein binding; zinc ion binding.
UAAAACCCAGGAUUGGUGCAAACUAAACUGAAAUUUACCUGGCAAGCUAAUCCAGCUUCAUGGUACAGGUCCCUGAUUUAUUUAGGAGACGGCUAUCUUGUGGACCUUUGUAUUAUGAGUGAUAGGGCACUUCACGGACACAGCUGUUUUGCUCACGUCUCUCAAACGCAGAACCAGGAAAUUACAUCAACUCUCCACUUCGAAAACAAAACUUCAGUGCUGUUUAGCUGUAGUGUGUCUCUGUGCAUGCAGUGAAAUGGCUGAAGCCAGGUUUUCUCAUGACCAGUUCAGAUGUCCAGUGUGUCUGGAUCUACUGAAAGACCCAGUGACUAUUCCCUGUGGACACAGUUACUGUAAUAGCUGCAUUACAGACCACUGGAAUCAAGAAGUUCAGAAGAGAGUCUACAGCUGCCCUGAAUGCCGACAGACCUUCAGACCAAGACCUGCUUUAAAUAAAAGCACCAUGCUGGCUGAAGUGCUGGAGCAACUAAAGAAGAGUAAACUCCAAACUGCUGUUCCUGCUGGACCUGGAGAUGUGAAGUGUGACGUCUGUACUGUGAGAAAACACAAAGCUGUGAAGUCCUGUCUGGUGUGUCUGAACUCUUUCUGUCAAAAUCACCUUGAACAACAUGAGAAUCUCUUCAAAGGAAAGAGACACGAUCUAAUAGACGCCACUGGACGACUUCAGGAAAUGAUCUGCCAUCAACAUGAAAAACUACUGGACGUUUACUGCCGCACUGACAAGCGAUGCAUUUGCAUGGUCUGUAUGGUGGAUGAACACAGAAAUCACGAGACUGUAUCAACUGCAGCAGAGAGGACAGAGAAACAGAACGACUUGGUUGAGAGACAAAGAGAAUUCCAGCAGCAAAUCCAGGAGAGAGAGAAGAAGCUUCAGGAGCUGAAAGAGGCUGUGAAGGCUCAUAAGCGCUCUGCACAGACAGCAGUGGAGGACAGUGAGAGGAUCUUUACUGAACUCAUCCGCUCCAUUGAGAGAAGACGCUCUGAGGUCACACAGAUUAUCAGAGAUCGUGAAAAGAUUGUAGUGAGUCAAGCUGAAGCACUUAUGGAGCGAAUAAAGCAGGAAAUUGAUCAGCUAAGGAGGAGAGACGCUGAACUGCAACAGCUUUCACAGACACAAAAUCACACUCAUUUCCUCCAGAGUUUCCCGACUCUCCCUGUUCCUCCUGGAUCUCCAGAUGUUCCCAGCAUCGCUGAUGGUUCUUUGGAUGUUGUAGGAAAAUCAGUCUCUAAACUGAGACAGAAACUGGAGGAUUUCUGCAGAGAAGAGACUGAAAAACUCGCUGGAAGAGUGAUAUGCAUCCAGAUCAUUCCCACCCCAGAGUAUGAGAGCAGGAAAGACUUCCUACAGUAUUUCUUUCAGUUCACUCUGGAUCCAAACACAGCACAUCAACGCCUCUAUUUGUCUGAGAAGAACAGAGUGGCGGCUUACAACACUAUACUCCAGAAGUAUAGUGAUCAUCCAGGCAGAUUUAGUUAUUGGUGGCAGGUGUUGUGUAGAGAGAGUGUGCAUGGACGCUGUUACUGGGAGGUUGAAUGGAGUGGGAUUGGAAAUGUUGAUGUGUGUAUAUCAGUGUCAUAUAAGAGCAUCAACAGGAAGGGAUGGGGUUAUAAAUGCAAAUUUGGAAGUAAUGAUCAGUCCUGGUGUUUAAUCUGCUCUCCUUCCAGUUACACAUUCUGUCAAAAUAACCAGCAGACUAAACUCUCUGUAGUGUCCAGCUCCCGUAGAAUAGGAGUGUAUGUGGAUCACAGUAUUGGCAUUCUGUCUUUCUACAGCGUCUCUGACACAAUGACCCUCAUCCACAGAGUCCAGACUACAUUCACUCAGCCUCUCUAUCCUGGGUUUUGGAUUAAUUUAUCAUAUUUUAAUAGAAUAUUUGGAUUAUCUGAAUAUCCAACAGUGCAACUGUGUGACAAAAUAUAGAUGGUCCAGGGAUACUGAAUUGUCUAAAAUAGUGAGUGGGAUCUGACAAGAAUGCAUAGUAACAGUACAUACUCAUUAAUGUAUACAGAUUUGAUUAAAUGAAGAAAAGAUGAGAGCAAAGAUCUUCAGAUUUUCAGUAGGUCUCACACAUGUAUGUGAGAUUACUGUCAAUAUUUCAUGCUUUUCAUGUUUAUUGCAUUUCACAUAUUAAGGUGUUAGAGGAGUUUUUUUCCUCUAAUAUAUAGGCAAGGCAAGUUUAUUUAUAUAGCACAUUUCAUACACAAUGGUAAUUCAAAGUGCUUUGCAUACAAGGAAUUAAAAUAAUCAUAACAAUAAUCGUAACAAUAAAAGCAAGGAAUUACAAUUUUAAAGUGAUUUAAAAAUUGUUUUAAAAUGAAUUAAAACAGUUAAGAAUAAAAAAGGAGGACACAUAAAAUACAGUGCAAUCAGUUCUGACGUAGCACAGUGCACAUUCAGUAAAUGCACAGCUAAACAGAUGUGUUUUGAGUCUAUAUUUAAAUGUGCGAUGGUAUGGUCGAAAGACUGAAUCGAACUUUGAAAGACCAACUCACCAAGUACAUUUGUGAAAGUGGGGGUGAAUGGGAUAAAUAUCUCCCUCAGGCUCUGAGCCUUCUGUGGUUGGUAGUGCUGAGGCCCCUUCUUCAGUUCCCCUCACUGCAUUGGUGCUUUACCCUUUCGACCGUUUACACCACCGUAUGUGCCUAACCUAAGUGUAAAACUGACAUCUACUAAUGCAAGGACUGAAUGUUCAAAUCCAACUGCUUUGUUAUCUGAACCUGACAUUGUGCCAAGUCUCAGUGGUCCCCCUGGGCCCUCUAAGGCCCCGGACAGGGCCAUAUUGCCUUCAGCGGAUGAAUCACAACUAACCCGUAGUGACUGCAUGGUUAAAAAAUACUGAAAAGUUUAAAUAUUUUGUUUGUUGAUGAGUUAUGUACAUAUUGGUUGUUUGUACAUGGUGCUUUCACUGUACUGUGUGUAAUGCACAUAAGUUUUCCAAUGGUGUUGUGUUAUAGGAGUGGGAUACAGAACAAUGUGUUCUAAGGUUGUUUAUGUAAUUUGGUAUAUUGCAAUAUUAUGCACAAAUUUUGAUGCAAUACUGCACUUAUGCAAUGUUCUGUCACAUUAGUUGUUGUUACUAUGCAAAUGAGUCAGCAUUAUUUGAGAAACGAGGACGUUUCUUUGUUAAGCAGGGGAAGACUGUGACAUGUUGAAUUUGUAACCUUAUGCUGACUUCAUUAUUUUAUUUUACAUUUUGUCAAUUCAUGGUUUAUAUAUAAGAAAUGUUGAAAGAAAUAAGAAAUGUUGAUUAAUCUAUUUAGUAGGAUUUUCAUGUAUUUUAAGUUUUAUACAUGUUUGUUAAAAAGAUAUGUCGGGCGCCUGCCCCUUUCAAGCGAGAUGAGUGUUGUGUGUUCGGCUGUUCAUGCUGUUAAGCCAAUGCUUCUGAUUAAAAGAAGAAACUUGAAUUACAGUGCCCUCCACUAAUAUUGGCACCCUUGGUAAAUAUGAGCAAAGGCGGCUAUGAAAAUAAAUCUGCAUUGUUUAUCCUUUUAUCUUUCAUUCAAACAAUUCUCAAAAUUCCAACCUAUCGUUGAAGUAAAAUAAUUGAAAGUGGGGGGAAAAUCUCAUUGUGAAAUAAAUGCUUUCUCUAGUACAUGUUGGCCACAAUUGUUGGCACCCAAUUAUUGCAAUGUCCUUUUCCCAGGGUAACAGUUUUCUCCUAUAAUGCCUGAAGAGUUUGGAGAACACCUGAUAAGAGAUCAGAGACCAUUUUCUUCAUACAGAAUCUCUCCAGAUCCUUCAGAUUCACAGCUCCACAUUAGUACUUCUUCUCUUCAGUUCACCCCAAUCAUUUUCUGUAGGGUUCAGGUCAGAGGACAGGGACAGCCAUGGUAAAAGAUUCAUUUUGUGCUUUUGUGCUUGAGUUUUUAUGUUUAUUUUGAUUGUUUUGGAUUGUUGUCCUGGUGGAAGAUCCAAACGGUUGCAUUAUAAGAUUUCUAACAGAGGCAGUCAGGUUUAGAUUUUUUAUCCGUUGGUAUUUGAUAGAAUCCAUGAUGCCAUGCAUCUGAGCAAGAUGUUCAGGACCUUUGGCAGGAAAACAGGCAGACAGACACACACACACACACACAUAACUUCACACAUCUAAAGCUUCUUCAAUAUCUAAAUUUUUAACAAAGUCCAAAAACACCUCCCAGAUAUAAACAAAUAAAAAUUCAGAGGGUUUCUUAUUACAUAUGCAAACCUUUCAAGAGCCAAACAUGUUAUUACGUUUUUCAGCCACAGUCCAAUGGAAGGGCAAUUGGUAUUUUUUCCAGCACAGAGCAAUAGAACGUCUUGCUUGUAAUAGACACAAAUCCACCAACUUUCUUUCUUUAGUGGACAAAGAGCAAUUGUCUUCAUACAUGCACACAAUACAGGACAUAGAGGAAUUGGAGAGGAAGUAAAUUGAGAGACAUACUGAGUCACCCCGACCCAAAACUGCUGCACCUCCUCACAUUCCCACGCACAAUGGAAAAAUGUACCUUGAAGCUUAUUGCAUUUAAAACACAGAUCAGAGAUAUUAGGGUUAAAUAUAUUUAAUCUUACAAGGGUUAUAUAAAUUCUCAUUACCCAAUUAUAUUGUAAGAGUCUCACCCGAGAGUUCAAAGUUUGUGUUUGUGCAUUUAAACAAAUUGUAUUCCAGUCAUCUAAUGAAAUAUCCAUAUUUAUCUCUUGGAUCCAUGCUUGUCUUUUAUUUUCAGGGCUUUCUUUAUGAUUUUCUCUUAGUAUGCUAUAUGACUGGUUAAUCCGCCCUUUAAUGUAGCAAUCUUUCAAUGUCAAUGUUUCCAAUUUCGACAUUGGGGGGAGUUGUGAAGAAUUCUUUAAACAUGUAAAACUUCUAAAACUUCUGAGUAGCAAAUACUUUUAAAAAAAUGUUUCUGAGGUAUGUGAAAUUUCGUUACAAGAUUAUCAAAUGAUAUUAAUAUAUUAUCUUCAUACAAAUCUUUCAAUCUAACCAUGCCCUUAUUCAUCCACAACUUGAACCCCAUAUCCUUUUUAGCUGGGCUGAAAUGAUCAUUUCCCAAGAUAGGAGAAAAGCAAGAAAGCACUGGGAGGUCUCCAAGAUAUUUAUGGGCUUCGUACCAGAUUACCUGUAUGCAUGUUUAAAUUUCUUCAGGUUCUCUUAUUCUACAUAUGGAUCUUGGUCAUUCUGCUUUAUUUUGACUUGUACAGUAACUAUGAAAAUGGCAUAAAAUAAAAUAUAAAAGUAUUUCUGCAAUAACAAUGUAAAAAUGUAAAAACUGAAUACUGUAUCCCACAAUGCAGUGGACUUAUUUGACUGCCAAAAUAAAAGUUGGUAAAAAAGAAAAAAAAAAUGAU